Phanerochaete carnosa HHB-10118-sp is the source of this 6533-nucleotide messenger RNA. RefSeq lists its product as uncharacterized. Gene Ontology annotation, molecular function: calcium ion binding; guanyl-nucleotide exchange factor activity; actin binding. The transcript is spliced from 16 exons. The coding region runs from base 51 to 5846 and encodes 1931 amino acids. Gene Ontology annotation, biological process: positive regulation of Rho protein signal transduction; intracellular signal transduction. Lineage: Eukaryota; Fungi; Basidiomycota; Agaricomycetes; Polyporales; Phanerochaetaceae. The record is from RefSeq and is a predicted model, not a curated record.
CGAGACAUCUUUACCUCCUUCCACAUCAUCGACCUCGUUGAGUGGCCAGUAUGGCGCAAUGGGGUCAAGGCUUUCAAGUCCCCCUUCAAACCGGCUUUAAUCCCCAGCAACAGCAGCAAUUUCAACAGGGAUUCCAGCCAGGGUUCCAGCCAGGUGGUAUCGCACCGCAGCCAACAGGAUUCCCCGGCCAGCGGCCUUCUGGUUUCCAGCAGCCUCAGCCGACAGGCUUCCCGGGAGGCCAGCAGCCUCAACCAACUGGCUUUGGCUUACAACCUAGCGGGCUGCUGCCACAGCAGACGGGCUUCCAACCGCUACGUGCGCAGUCGACCGGCUUUCAGCCCAACGCUUUGCAGCAGCGAGCUCCUCCUCCACCUCCCCCUGUCCCCCCGAUCCCUCAACAGUUUCAGCAGAAUGUGCAACCAACAGGCAUGCUUGGCUUGCAGGCUCCGACGCGGAGUUUUCUGAGCCCGUCGCCAGGCCCGCUGACAGCACAGCCGACCGGAUUCGCUGGCGGGCUGCAGCCCUUGGUGCCGCAGAUGACGGGCUUCAUUGAUCCGCGCCUACAGAUGAUGUCCAGCACGUUCUUGCCUGCGAACCCUUCUGCACCGUACAAUGCCGCUGGCGCGCCUCAGCUCCAACAGCCCCAGGGCGGAUUCUCGCUGCAACAAUCAUUCCAGCAGCACAACCAGCAGCAACGUGGAAAUUCGACACCUAGGGUUCCGUGGGCGUUAUCCAAAGCAGAGAAGAAGAGCUAUGAUCAAAUCUUCCGCGCCUGGGACACCCGUAACGAGGGCUUUAUCAACGGUCAGACAGCAUUGGAGGUCUUUGGCCAAAGUGGUAUCGAUAGGAAUGACCUGGCUAAGAUAUGGGCACUCGCGGACGCAGACAAUCGCGGAAAGCUCAAUCUCGCUGAGUUCCACGUGGCAAUGGGUAUGAUCUAUCGCCGCCUCAACGGCAACGAUAUCCCCGACGAACUGCCCCCUGAGCUUGUGCCGCCCUCGCACCGCGACCUUGACAAUUCAGUUACGUUCCUGAAAGAUAUCCUCAAGAAUGAUACACGUGCACGUUCUCCUGGAAUCGAUACUCCGGUCUCUAGGCUCAAGGAACGCUCCUUCAAUAGCACGUCUGCCCCAGGGGCUGGUGGGCGCCAAGACGCAACGGUCUACAAGUACAAUGAUGAUACCCCCGCUGGCGGCUUCUACCAGCCGCGUUCUCGCCAUGUCGACCGUUCCGCCAUUCGUACUGCUAGCGACAGCAACAGCCCAUCUUCAGAUCUCUCAGAUUUGAAGCGGCAGCUCGAGAAUACGAGCAAGAUGCUCGAUCGCGGUGCCGCCGAGAAUGCUGCGAAGACUGCGGAGGACGAAGAACUUGAGCGAGAGAUGUCCGACCUGCGCUACCGCGCUAAGAGGCUCCAAGAGGACCUUGACUACGUUUCCAAGGGUCCCAGAUCAACGCGCAAGGAUGAAGAGCGUCGGAAUCUUGAGCGCGAGCUGCUCUCGCUGAUGCACGAGCGUAUUCCUGACCUCGAACGGCGUAUCGAGGACCGAGAAGAGCGGAAGAAGCGCGAAGAGCGGGAAUGGGCUCGCGAACGCGACAAGCGGAACGAUCGCUUCGGACGCUAUGAUGAUCGCGACCGCGAUGACGACCGCUACUCCUCUCGCUACGACGACCGCGACCGUGACAGGGACCGAGACUAUCGUUCCUCGUACGAUGACCGUGACAGGGACCGGGACCGCGAUUUCGAUAAAUAUCGUGAUCGCGACUACGACCGAAACAGGCCCUAUUCGCGCAACCGCGACAGAAGUCAUGAUCGUGAUUAUGGCCGUGACCGUCCUCGAAGCCCGCCUGUUUCUGUCAGAAGCCCGCCUCCACCUCCGCCUGCCGCCUCGAGCAGCACUAUCAACCGGCCGCCCCCCGCCCCUGCUCCGACCGCGUCUCCUGCACCUGCGCUGAAGCAGAUGACCCCUGAGGAGCGCAAGGCCCAUGCCAGGGCCGAGGCGCAAAAGCGCAUCCAAGAGCGCAUGGCCGCACUCGGAUUGUCUGGUACAACAUCGACGCCUAAGGUCGAUACCAGCGUCGGAGAGCGUCUCGCGAAGGAGAAGGCGGAGGCGGAGGAGAAGGCCAAGGCAGCUGAGCGAGAAGCCGAGGAGCGUGAACGUCUCCGGCAGCAACGUCUCCAGAACGAGAGGGCCAUAAAGGAAAGCUCGAGCCCGACUACUCCUACUCCACCUGUGCCUCCGACUGUCACGUCUCCUCCCGCUGCGCCCACGCCUUCAGUUGCCGCUCCAACUCCUCCUAGGCCUGCUGCUCCUCCAGCACCAAAGCCCAGGGCCCCUGCUCCGCCGCCUCCGCGUAAGGCUACUGCACCUCGUCCCCCUGUCGUCGCCCGCAUACCUUCUGUGCCAACGCCUACUCCCCCGGCGCCACCACCGGCUCCUGCUGAACCGGAAAUCGAUCCUGAGGAGGAGGCGAUUCGCGCGCGCGAGGCUGCUUUGCGUAAGGCUCGUGAGGAGCGUCUUGACAGACUUCGGAGGCUCGAAGAAGAAGAAGUCGAGGCUAACAGACGUCUCGAGGAAGAGGAGAGAGCCAGACGGUCUGCCAUCACAUCACCGCCACCUGCGCCCCCUGCAUCGGUGCGCUCGCCACCCGCUCCCGCUCCCCCAGCUGCAACGCCUGCUCCUCCUCCUCCUCCUCCUCCGCCGGCACCUCCGGCUGUAUCCAGCCCGCCAGUUCCGAUGUCGCCUCCUCUUGACAAAAACAAGACCAAUCCAUUCAGUCGCAUGAUGAUGGAGGGAUCGACCCCUACACCGGUCGCCGCCGCGGCUAACGGAGGGGCGAAUCCGUUUUUUAAACCUCAAUCUACUCUAACAUCACCUUCAGUCGCCUCUUCAGCAUCUCCGGCCCCUCCUGCUCCGUCGUACCCGCCGCCAUCUAAGAGUCCAGCCCCUCCUGCGGUCAAGACAUCGUACCACACUGCGCCUGCGGAUAGUGAGGAUGACUGGGACGUCGUCCAAGAGAAGGAAGAUGAUGACAGUAGUGAAGACGAGCUCGACUCGUCUCGCGAUACACGUAACAAGCUCGCGCAACAGCUCUUUGGCAGCAUCAUGCCGCCGUCGCGGCCGCAGUCUGCUGCACCGACUCAGUCCGUGCGGUCACAAUCUAGCACUCCCGCGCCUGCUGCUACUGCCGCACCUCCACCGCCACCUCCACCUCCGUCCGCACCACUGGCGGUCGACAUGUCCGCUGGCGGUGCACCCCCUCCUCCCCCUCCGCCCCCAGGUGCGCCGGUUCCCCCGCCUGCUGCGGCUGCCAUCGCUGUUCCUGCCCCAACUGGAGACCGCAAUGCAUUGCUGGGCGCCAUCCAGUCUGGUGCGAGGCUGCGAAAGGCACAGACCAGCGAUCGCAGCGGCGCCGCCCUAUCCGGCAAAGUUAUUGGUGAUGCUGCUCCUCCUCCGCACGUCAAUGCUGCACCUCGUGCUCCGUCACCACCUGCAAUGUCGCUUCCUGGGAUGACACCGGCGAUGGAGCAGACGGGCUCAUCGCGCUCGAACAGGGAGUCUGUCGGUUGGUUCGCGGGCCUCGCAGCUGAACAAGCAGGCGAGUCAACCCCAAUGCACGAGCGCCUUGAGUCUAUGGCCGAGGAGGACGAGCAUGAGCAGCCUGCAGCCGUACCGCAUAUCCAAGUUCAGACGUCGGAGCCUGCUCAGCAACAUGCCCAGGAGAAUGAUCUCAUGCAAGACAUUGAUAUGUCGACUGAGUUCAGUGUCCGUUCGUUGUAUGCGUACGAGGGUCAGCGCGCCGAGGAUCUGUCCUUUGGCGAAAAUCUCAUCUUGACUGCGCGUCCGUCGAAAUCGGGUGCCGACUGGUGGUAUGGUACUCUGGUUCGCGAUGGCAGGAGCGGAUUCUUCCCCAAGACCUACGUGGAUAAGAUCGAGACUACCAAGGCAAAAGCUCUGUACUCCUACGAAGGCAGCAACGCCGACGAGCUGCCUUUCGCCGAGGGAGACGAGCUCAGCAUUGUGGAUCGUUCGGAUGCAGACUGGUGGAAGGCCGAGCAAAGUGGUGUCGUGUUCAUCGUACCAGCGGCAUAUUUGGAAGUCGUAGAGGCGUCGACUGAGCAAAUUCCUCAGGAUCCGUCCAGGUUCUCGGUGCACUCGGACACAGCAUCAGUUCACAGCGAGACAGAGACGGAAGACGAAAGCUCAAACUGGGACUCCUCGGAUGACGGUGAAUCUUUCGCUGAGACAGAGUCUUCUGACGAUGAGGAACAGGAAACCACCGAGGAGCAGCGCAAGGCAGAACGUGAGGCUCGAGCGCUCGAGCGACAACGUGUCCUCGAAGCCGCGGGUCUCAUCAUCAAGUCCGACCGCAAGCCCCCGCCACGGCCGGCGCGAAAGAGGAACACCCGUAAACGACGGCCUGCGCCCGCUGUGCCCACUCACCGGCAUUCGUCAACAGCGUUGAAAGAGCUCCCUGCAUCGCUCGUGCCCGAGUCCCCGCGUCUUGACGACGCAUAUGAGCGAUACGAGGCGUACCGCCAGUCGACCACCAAUCUCAACCGGCUCUCGACCCUCUCGGCCGACUCGGCAAACUCGCUCACAGCCAGCCCAUCUAUACCGUCGUCGAUCUUGCGGACCCCAUCUGCCGCCAGCGUGGAGCACGAGGGGCGCACAUCACACUUUUUGAACUUCUUCGGACGCAAGACGCCCGCGAACGACAACGAAGAGCGUGUUAGGCCCGUCAUAUCUGCUCCUAUCUUGCAGGAGAAGGAGCCUGGGACGCCGGCGAUGGAGAAUGACUUUGGAACUUCUUGGGCAAGUCUGGUCGAUAAGUCCGCAUUGGAAGAGAUUCCGGCGAAGGAGCGGAAACGACAAGAGGCCAUCUUCGAAUUCAUCACUACCGAAGCGGCAUAUGUCCGGGAUUUGCAACUUAUCGUGGAGGUCUUCUAUACCAACUUACUACCUUUCUUAGACCGGAAGGCCACCACGGUUAUCUUUGCCAACGUAGAAGACAUCCUUUUAGUGAACACGACGUUCCUGAGCUCUCUCGAAGAGAGACAGAAAGAGUGUAGAUUGUACAUCGACAGGAUUGGUGACAUCCUUAAGACGAACAUAUCAAACAUGGGCAUAUACAUGGAAUAUUGCGUGAAUCAGGGAUACGCCAUCAAGGUCCUACAGUCGAUAAGGGAGUCGAACUCCGAUGUGGCCGCUUGUCUGCAGCGGCUCCGGGACGAUCCUGCCAUCCGGAAUCUGGAUCUGUCUAGCUAUCUGCUCGUUCCGAUGCAGCGCAUAACCCGAUACCCACUGCUCAUAAAGCAGAUCCUGCAAUAUUCUGAAGCAUCGGACGAACGCAAGCGAAUUCAAGCCUCACUCGAUAUAGCCGAGAAGCUCCUUAGCCAUAUUAAUGAGACUAUCCGCGAACAGGAAGGCCGCGAACGCCUACGCCAAAUUUCGCGCAACCUCUGGAUUGGUGAAGGACGACUGGAUUUGACGGCUCCGACAAGGACAAUGGGUCCGCGCAAGCUACUGCGUGAAGGACUGCUGAUGAAGGCCAAGAGCGGACGGCGUCUCCGGGGCUUCCUUUGCAGCGAUAUCUUGGUACUCACCGAUGAAGGGGCCAAGUCAUUAUAUCGUACGCCAAUACCUCUAUCUGAGGCACAGGUCAAGGAGGUACCUGGGGGUAGAGACGACCUCACGUUCCAGCUUGUGCUUGCGUACCCCCGCGGCGGCGACAAGAUCAACCUCAAAGCUACGUCCGCGCGCGACUGCCAACUGUGGAUGCAGGCUAUCGAGAGCGCAAGCCAACAGUGCAGACAGGCAGGGAUCCGGGCGGCGAAACGCAAAUAAUCUGCUGCCUGCUAGUCAAACCUUUUUACAUUCAUUUAUUGGGUUCUCGGAAAUUUCUCUCUCUAUGCUCGUUCCAACGGACAUUUGCUCGCUGCCUCCCCCCGGAGUAGUAUUAUCUGCCCACGUUCUAAUGUCUUCGCCAUUCCUAGCGUCGUUCCCUACCUACAUUUCUAUCCUGCACACGGACUCGAAUAAACUCAAGAAUUAGACCAGUUGCAUUAGAUUUGCCGCUCUGGGAUAUUCGUACGACUGGAGGUAACAGGCAUAGCCAACUUUCCGCUCGUCUUCCAAACCAUUGCCCACCGCGCCUCCUACGUAAAGUGCACAGUGUUACCCGUGAUAUCUAUCUGCCCAACAUACAUCUGGCGCGUGUCCGACGUUGUGCCUAGGUCAGCGUGGAACACGACGUUGACGCCGCCCGGCCCAACGGUGAGGCCGCCGGGGGAGAACAGUUGCGAAAACGGCGUGCCCGUCUGCAGCAGCGGCGCGUUCGGAGCCUGCGCCUUGGUGUACGGGCCUGUGAUACUGGUGGCAGUGGCGUACGAGGUAUCAUAGUCCGGGCCAGAGAAGCAGUUCGAGCUGAAAAAGAGUACGUAAACGCCGUUCUUCUUCACGAGCGAGGGUGCUUCUACGAGAGGCCCGUCGGCGUCGUCGCGGUCGAGGACUGUUAUGGUGGCAGGGUCAGAU